AUGAGUCUCGCGCUAAAGUUCACGUCUCUUUUGGUGAAGACUCUGGCAAAACCCAUUGCCAACACUAUAAAAGCGAAUGCAAAAGAACAUCCAAGUUUCAGGAAGUUCUGCAUUUCAUUUGCUCAAAAAUUGCACCAAACAGACGUGAAAUUGCGACUAAAACUGCUGAAUGAAAAAAACAUCAAGGUUCGCCCCUUAAACGACGCUAAAGCUAUCCAAUCUGGUGCCACCUUCAUUUCCGAGGCGUUUGUGUUCUCGGUGGCCGGUAGCCUUGUUUUUUUCGAAUCAUGGCGCUCUAGACGGAAAGAACAAGCUCGUCAGGCGUCUAUAGUCGACGACAUUCAGGUUCUGCAAGAUGAGAUCGAGUGGCUCAAGGCCCAAUUAUCGGCGAAAAAGAUCAUUGAUGCUGAUAACUAUGUGGUUCCGGAUAAUAUUGAGCCAACAGUUCUCAAACUAAAGCAUAAAGGGGAAAAGGAUCAGGCUGUUUCGCCACCUGAACCUCCUAAACUAGCGACGGCUACGACUGGAAUUGUGGACAAAAAAUAA
Molecule: messenger RNA, 546 nt
Organism: Wickerhamiella sorbophila
Lineage: Eukaryota; Fungi; Ascomycota; Dipodascomycetes; Dipodascales; Trichomonascaceae
Product: OPA3-like protein
Exons: 1
Coding region: 1-546 (181 amino acids)
Biological process (GO): regulation of lipid metabolic process
Cellular component (GO): mitochondrion
Source: RefSeq, a predicted model, not a curated record